AAGAAAUUGCCCAUAAUAAGACUAAAACAUACUUAAAAAGCCAUAAUAGGACUUAGCAUGUUUAAUUCCCCUAAUAGGAGUUAUACGGUCCUAUGCAGACGUUUCGCAGUUUAGCUAAUGUCUAUAUUACCCCUGUUUCUAUUUUUGCUAUUCGGUUGGGGGGUUUACCGGCUAUUUUCGGUUAUUGCGUGUGAAAGCAUUUAUUAGUUUCCUUUUCCGUUUUUGAUUAAGAUUCUGCAUAAGAAUUAGUUUCCUAAAUCAGUUGGGACAUGAUUCAAUUUAUUUGCUCAUUCGUCGUUUUCUCCUGCAUUCUUCUUUUUCCGCCAUUGUUUGAAGUUGGAGUUCGUUGAGGCGGUUAAGCUGUUCGCCGUUCUGCUUUUCAUUCAUCUUCUUCUGCUGUUCAUCGUUCUGCUCUUCGUCGUUUUGUCCUGCUUUUCAUUCAUCUUCGUUCGUUUGCAGAGAACCUUUUUCCACAAUGGAUCCUGUUUUAUUUGUUAUGGUCAAGGUGGAUGGUUUUUGGGAUUCUGACUAUGUGUUCAUCAAUGUCCACACAUGUGGUCUUCAUGUUAACUAUGGUGUUCAAUAUACUUCUUUUGUUGAUAUGUUGACUGGCAUGUUUUUUCAGUACAAACCAAAUCAUAAUUUCAGGCUUUCUUAUAUGCGAGAUGGAUUCCCUCCUCCUGUUACUAUAAAUGAUCAAUCUAGCUUAACAUUUUAUCUUUAUAUCAAGUCUCUUCAACCAGAUUUUUUAAAGUAUCCUCUUUGUGUUGAGUUUUAUCCUGUCUCUUCUUCCUCUGCAUUUUCUGUUGAUGUUGAACGUUCCAUUUUUCCUCCAACUAAAAAUGUUGUUAUUUCUCCACAACAACUUACCACUUAUACUAUACCCUUCUCCUCACCUCCAACUUCUGUUGUUAAUCUUUCAACUCAUUCACUUUCUGUUGAUGAGAAUGUUGUUGAUUCUUCCCAACAACAUGCCUCCUCACCUGCACUCUCUUUUGAUGAUAGCCCAUCUUUUUGCACUGAAAAUGUUAACCUCUCUGGUACACACUCUCAAGAUGUUGCUUUUUCUAGUAACACUGUGUCUAGAGCUGUAGAAAUUGAAACGUCUAAAGACAGUGAUGAAGACACAGAUGACAUGACAGAUGGCUUAGUAAUAGAAUCAUGUCAAUCACUCUCAUUUCUCCACAAUUUUGAAGUCAUCACACACUCCCAUCCUACUUCUCUUGUUCUCUAUGCUAUUUACAGAAGUAAAAAAGACCUUAUCCACCAUCUGAAGCUCUAUGCUAUCACAAACCACUUUCAAUACAGAACUAAGACCUCUAGGAAAAUAUCUUUACAUGUUAUUUGCUUAGAUCCUGAAUGUCGUUGGACUGUUCGAGCUGUAAGACUACAUGGUGUAGAAAUGUUUCAAAUCAGAAGGUAAUUCUAUUUUCCUUCUUUGUUUGACUUCAUUGUAAAUUCUUGUUUAUCAGAAUGUCAUGUAUUGAUGACAUUCUUACACAAGAAUGCCAAAUAUAUAUUAGUCAGUUGUAUAGUAAUGCCACUUUUUUGUCCUUUUAGAUUCCGUCCAGAACACACAUGCUCUAUUGAUUAUAAACAAGGCAAACAUAGACAGGCAACUGCUAAUGUGAUAGCACAACUUAUUGCACACAAAUACCUUGAUGCUUCCAGUAAACCAUACCCACCAAAGCAAAUUCGUGAAGACAUGAGUGUGGAGUAUGGAAUUUCCAUGUCAUACAAAAAAUCUUGGAAAGCACAGAAGAAAGCAAUGCAGCUCCAAUUUGGUUCUGAUCUUGAUUCCUAUCAGGUUUUGCCUUCUGAUCUUAAAUGCAUUUUUUUGCCAUUUAGUGUUUAUGAGUUGUGUUUUGGCAUUUUGUUUACUUUUAACUGACAUAUAUGAGAUUUGAUGGCAGUUAUGGUACACACUUGUUCCAUUCGAUUUUAACAUUUCAUUUACAUGCAUUGUUCGUUAUAUUUUUAGGCAUUUACAUCUCUCAAUUUUGUUAUGAUCUUGAAUCAGGUUUUGCCUUCUAUGGCUUAUGUGCUUAAGAAAGCGAAUCCUGGCUCUAUUUUUGAUCUAGUCACAGGGCAGGAUGAUGCAUUUUGUACCUUUUUUAUGUCAUUCAGUGCAUGGAUAGAUGCUUGGCCCUACUGCAGACCUGUUCUUAUAUUGGAUGGUUCUUUCCUCAAAGGUUACUAUAAAGGCACUCUUCUUACAGCUUGUUGCCAAGAUGCCAAUGAUCACAUAGUUCCUAUUGCAUUUGGUAUUUGUGAUUCUGAAACAAAAGCUUCUUGGAAAUGGUUUUUAUCCAAAGUCUCUCAGACAAUAAAGUACAGACAUGACCUUUAUGUAGUAUCUGAUAGGCAUAAAGGGCUUAUAAAGGCUGUUUCUGAACUCUUGCCACAUGCUAGCCACGGUUUUUGUGUUGCUCAUCUGCGUCGUAACAUGACACCAAAAUUCAGAGGAUCUACAGCUGGUUUGGGAUGGAAGUUCAAAGCUGCCUAUAUGGCAGCAACUGUUAAAGAAUAUCAUGACUACUUAUCCAUGUUGGAUUCUGAAGACCCCAGGAUAAGGACUUGGCUAGAGAAACUAGGUGUUAACACAUGGGCAAAAGUAAUGUCUGGACCAAAGAGAUAUAAUAUUAUGACAUCCAAUUGUGCUGAAUCUAUGAACAAAGUCAAUGUAUGUGCAAGAGAGUAUUCUGUGUCUAAAGUUGUUGAUUUCUUGCGUGAAAGGAUGCAACAAUGGUUCACUGAGAGGAAAGAAAAGGCUGAGAAAACAAGUACUAUACUCACACGGAAGUGUGAGAAACGUAUUGUAGCUUUGCAAGCUGAAGCUACACGUAUGAAGGUAUGUCAAAGUUUAUUCUUUAACCAUAAGUCAGUUCACAUAUUUAUUUCUCCUUAUAUAAUUCCACUUUGGUUAUCAAUAUGUCAUUUGGCUUUAGAAUCUGUCAGUUUGUGUCCUUCUAUUAGUAUAUUGGUUUGAUAAUUUGUUUUUCUUCUACUUUGAUAUUCAUAUUUUGUCUAUUUCCUAGGUAAAACCAUCAUGUGCCUAUGAAUUUGAAGUUGUUGAUAGAAGAUGCACUUCUUUUGUGGUCAACCUCAAUACUAGAAGUUGUACUUGCGGCCACUUUCAACUAGAUCACUUUGUUUGUGCUCAUGCUGUUGCUGAAAUUGCUAUACGCCCACAUCUGUCAUGUUAUACUUAUAUUUCACCUUAUUACACUAGAGAUGCUUGGCUUGCUACAUGGUCUGGUAUUAUGCAUCCAAUUGCUGAUCGUGACAGGUGGUCCGUUCCUGCUUCUAUUCAAAACCAACGAUGCAAGCCACCAACUUGUAUGAAACGUCCUCCUGGUCGCCCGAAGAAAUCUAGGAUUCCAUCCAUUAGAGAAUAUAGAGGUUCAAAAAGGCAAAGAUGUUCUAGAUGUCAUGUGCUUGGGCAUAAUAAGAAAACUUGUAGGAAUCCCAUUCCAAUCAAUACCCAUUGAUGUCAUGGCUAAUUGAUUGCAUCAUAUACUUUUAGGAAUUUUACUAUGUGGUUUGGAAGUAGUUGUCAUUUGUUUAAAUGUUCUGACAUUUAGUGUUUAUGAGUUGUCUUUUGGCAUUUUGUUUAAACUUAACUGACAUAUUUCAUAUUUGAUGGCAGUUGUGGUUCACACUUGAUGCCAGUUUGUUAUGAAUACAUUUCAAUGUCAUAUUUCACAGUUGAUGUCAGUUGACUUAUGGUUUGGCAUUUUGUUUAUUGUUAAUUAACAUAUGUCAGAUUUGAUGGCAUUUAAGUUUCAAAAAAUGAAUUGUUAACAUGUCAUUUACAUGUUAAGUUGUUCCAUUUCAUUUCGACAUGUCAUCGUUCUUUAUACCUAUUAAAAGUUUUAGUAAACAAUUUAGUGUAAUAUUUUUAGCCAUUUGUCAUUUGACAUCCUAACAAAUGUCAACUAAGUGUCAUUUUUAUGUCAUUUGCAUGUUGUAGGUACUCAAAUCUGACCCCACUAACAAUCCAUGCAUAGAUGAAU
Messenger RNA from Cuscuta epithymum, 4016 nucleotides. The record is from the annotation of a GenBank genome assembly. NCBI's taxonomy places the organism in Eukaryota, Viridiplantae, Streptophyta, Magnoliopsida, Solanales, Convolvulaceae.